GGCGUCUUUUUUUUUCCUCGAUUGCCCCCAAUCCGUGGCUUCGCGUCCGCCGGUGGCCUGGACGGCGAUUCCCAACCACCGCUGCAGGAAGACCCCGCGACUCCACCAGAGCACGGGCAAGGCCGGCCGACAUGGCGCCCGUAGUAACAGCGCCGGCGGCGGCUCUCUCGCCCACCUGCCGCGUCUCUCUCCCGGCCCGCCGCUCCCGCAGCGCUUUCCCCUCUUCUUCCGUCAAACAGCUCCCCAGGUUCGCGGCCAGGAGUAGCAGCGGCAACGGCGGCGGCACACGUCCCGACCCCAAAGCAGGUGAUAACGAGAGCAAGGCGGUCCUCGACGCCUUCUUCCUCGGGAAGGCCUUGGCGGAGGCGCUCACCGAGAGGGCCGAGUCGGUGGUGGGCGAGGUGUUCAGCGUCGUCGGGCAGUGGCAGGCGGAGCAGCAGAAGCAGGUCCAGGAAUUCCAGGAGGAAGUAGUUCAGAGGGCCCAAAAAGCCAAGGAGAGAGCUGCUGUGGAGGUCGUUGAUGACAAGGGCCCAAAGACUCUAAGGGGACCUUCGACAACCAUUUCGACGCCUGCGCCUUCGUCCCCUCCUACUACACCCACACAGGGAGAAUAGUUAUAGUUGACGAUGAAGAGUUUCUGCUGCAUGUAGACACACUUUUUUGCUCAGACAAGGUGAAGAUAUUGUCUUAUGAGAUAUGUAUCGAUCAAAUUGUCCUUUAUUUGAUAGCGAAAAUCAAGCUUUUCACUUAGUAACAUCUGUGGUACAAUUUCACAAAUGAAUGGAUAAAGUCUAUUAGUUCGCUACAGAUUGGCGAUAA
This is a messenger RNA of Lolium perenne, 819 nucleotides long. RefSeq lists its product as uncharacterized. Gene Ontology annotation, biological process: thylakoid membrane organization. The record is from RefSeq and is a predicted model, not a curated record. NCBI's taxonomy places the organism in Eukaryota, Viridiplantae, Streptophyta, Magnoliopsida, Poales, Poaceae. Gene Ontology annotation, cellular component: chloroplast thylakoid membrane.